Messenger RNA from Cylicocyclus nassatus, 324 nucleotides. The record is from the annotation of a GenBank genome assembly. NCBI's taxonomy places the organism in Eukaryota, Metazoa, Nematoda, Chromadorea, Rhabditida, Strongylidae.
AUGAAGGGUGCUCUCGUUUACGAGAAAUGUAGGAGGUCAACGGAGGGAGACUAUCCCAAGUGUUUUCUUUCGAAAACAAAAAAUACUUCUGAUAGAUUGGUAAAGAAAGAAAAUCCACUUUCAAAGUUUGUUGAUAAAUACGGCACUUGCUUAGCAAAUAAACGCGAGGUUGCAUACUCAUUGCUGUCAAAAUAUACUCAAAAUUUUGCAAACAAGCAGAGGAAAUUAGGAAAAGAAGAGCUAAUACAACUUCAGUAUUUUUUGGAUAAUCAUCGGGAACUGGAGAUCGUCGAAGAAAGUAUUUUUCGAAUGAAUGGCAAAUAG